Betta splendens (Siamese fighting fish) is the source of this 1925-nucleotide messenger RNA. RefSeq lists its product as uncharacterized. Bases 1 to 1671 code for a protein of 556 amino acids. The transcript is spliced from 4 exons. The record is from RefSeq and is a predicted model, not a curated record. NCBI's taxonomy places the organism in Eukaryota, Metazoa, Chordata, Actinopteri, Anabantiformes, Osphronemidae.
AUGGAGAACACCACCUACUACCUCUGGGCCCUCCAGAACUUUGUGGUGGACGAACCUCCUCUCCAAGGAACCAACAUGCAGCAAAGCCUCACUCAGCGAGCACUGGACACGAUCCUGAGCCAAGUCAACCCCUGUGACUCCGAUGGGGACGACAUUGACCUCCAGCCGGAUUCGGACUCAGACCUGUCUUCAGAUGAUGAGACCCGUCCUCAACCAAAAAGGGCUCGUUUGGGUUCUGACCUGUCGCAGACAGCGACGGACGGAACCGCGUGGCGCGAAGAACGCGUGGGGGCGCGUCUCCCUCUCACGCCCACAGAAGCGUACGCCGCGGACGGAGAGCCGACGGCUGCGGCCAAGAGAAGCGUCUCCAGUCGCCUCGAGAGCUUCCUGAGGUUCAUCACUCUGGACAUGCUUCACAGCAUUCAACAAUGCACCGUUCAACACGCACGGCGAACGGACCACGAUUCUUGGUUCGUGGACAUCCCGGAACUUAUGGCAUUUAUCUCAAUAAUCCUCUUCCGGGGGGUCGUCAAGCUUCCAUCACUAAGUGACUACUGGUCAGCGACCCUGGGACAACCGCUGGUCACUGGCACCAUGUCACGUGACCGCUUCCAGGACAUCAUGCGACACCUGCGCUUUGACGACAGCUCCACGCGCGUGGAGCGAGCGAAGACCGACGAGUUCGCUGCAGUUUCCCACGUGUGGCGGUCGUUUGUCUCCAACUGCGUCUCCUCCUACAGCCCCGGCGCACACGUCGCCGUUGACGCGCUGCUCUUCCCGACAAAGACCCGCUGCCGUUUCCUGCAGUACGUCGCGUCGAAGCCCGAGAGGUUUGGGCUCAAGUUCUGGGUCGCCUGCGACGCGAAGUCCAAGUACAUUUGCAACGUCCUCCCGUGUCUCGGCAAAGAUCCCAGUGGUCCCAGUGCAGAUGUGGUGAUGCGUCUGAUGGAGCCGUUCCUGGACACGGGCAGAAACGUCACCACGGACAGUCGCUUCACGUCGCUGUCACUUGCGCAACGACUGCGUAGCCGCAAAACCACCAUCCUCGGCGCAGUCGACGAGAAUCACUGGGAAAUCCCUCAGUCCGCUAAACAGACGGACCGCAGACCGUUCACCACUCAGGUGUUCUCGACCAGCGGUGCCGCGCUGACGGCGUACGCGCGCACACGGAGGACGCGCGUGCACGUCCUGAGCAGCAUGCACAGCGUGGUUCACGCGGAGAACGCCCCCAAACGGAAGCCGAACACGGUCGCCCUGUACGACAGCACGAGGAGCGGCGUGGACGCGAUGGCGCAGAUGCUGCGGAACCACAGCGUCCGCGCAGCGACGCGGCGCUGGCCAGUGGCCGUGUUCUACGUCAUGAUCGACAUGGCAGCGCUGAACGCGCAUGCGCUGUAUGAAGCGUGCACCGGGAGGAAGGAGGGACGCGCGGACUUCCUGGCGGAGCUCGCCACGGAGUUGGCGAACCCGCACGUGGGUGAGAAGAGGGCGCGAAAGGAGCAGUUGCUCCGGCAACAGCCUCCCGCACCUGAACCCGGAAAAAGAGCCGUGUGUCAGGUGAAACACCGAUGCAAGGAGAACCGCACGACCAGGCGGUGCGUCGGCUGCUACAAGUACUCAUGUGGCCGAUGCAUAAAGCAGACGCCGUGGCUGUGCCAUUACUGCGAGUGACGACACAAUGGAACUCUGCUCACAAGCUUGUUUAGAUAUUCAUUUUUUGGUAUUUUUGCCAACACAUCUCUGAUGAAGACCAAAAAAAACUUUCAUUUCUUUGCGCAUUUGUGAUUUUUGUUGUGGCACAUGCCUUUGUGACCCAGUACUUGAUCUUACGUUUCUAAUUCACCUUUUGUUAUAAUAUUGUCAAACAUAAUGUGAAAAUGUUUUGUUAGUGGUUUCAUCAAUAAAUCAGACAGAAAAAUCUGAAA